AUGGAAGGACUGAUUCCGGUGGUCUACCGAUCUCUCAAGAGGAACAAAAUCCGACGACGCUACGAAUGCUUAUCGUCGGGCGCAGCUCAUGCCUACAACAUCAAAGAUUUCGAUUAUCAUGAUCAAGAUCAUAUUCAUGAUCGUCGCGAUGAUCAUUUAGAUGGGGGCCGGAACAGGCGGUGUAGCUCUCUUAAGGUCGACCACACGAGGAGCUUUGAUGCAGUGGAUGACGCAUGCGAGCCUAAGAGGCUCGUGAGGUUCCGGAGCUAUAGAAUGGUUUCGUGUUUAUCAUGUGCUGCGUAA
Molecule: messenger RNA, 303 nt
Organism: Salvia hispanica
Lineage: Eukaryota; Viridiplantae; Streptophyta; Magnoliopsida; Lamiales; Lamiaceae
Source: RefSeq, a predicted model, not a curated record